Messenger RNA from Orbicella faveolata, 2136 nucleotides. RefSeq names its product carbohydrate sulfotransferase 1-like. The record is from RefSeq and is a predicted model, not a curated record. NCBI's taxonomy places the organism in Eukaryota, Metazoa, Cnidaria, Anthozoa, Scleractinia, Merulinidae.
AAGACGCCUCAGCCGUGUGCAGUAAGAAUCUAGCGAUUCACCGGAAUUCUGAGAAGCAUUUCUGAACAUGUAAAUUUCGUAGGUCUUGUUUACUUUUGGCUGAAAAUAAGCAUUGAAAGCAGUCACUGCUUUCGCAUAGUCCUUCUCUUCUCCUCGAUCUGGAAGUGUUUCAAAAAUGUCGCUGGCCUCUUCACCAGCGGAGUAUAGUAGCAGCGCUCUCUUGCGUGAUGGAUCUUUCACAUCAUGAGCGGCGAGAUACAUUUCCAAACGUUUCAGCCAUUUUUUCCAACGUGGGCCGACUGAAGCGUUGUCUUAGUGGACGGAAAAUGAAGGACAUGGAAGUAAGACAUUCGCCAUUCCGCUUCGGCAACUGUGUGAUCGUCCCGUGUAAUCUUUUGAGGUAAUUUUUCGAUGUACCCCUAACAGUAAAUUACAGUAAUCUUCGUUACUACUGACUUGACUGACUCCUAGUGCGCAUGACCGUAACGCAAUACAGCGACACUACACUACUGGUUGCGUAUUUAUUGGUUGUUGUAUUUACCCUACAUAAAUACAACAGCAACGUGAAUACAAGAUCAGCGGACCCUUUUGUUUCCAAUUCUGCCAUCCACAGACUCUAAGUGAAACAAAAAAGUCAAAAUAUUUUAAACGAGCUGUCAGCCCUACGUACAAUCAAGGCAUUUACAUACCCAACACUGCACGUCAUAGGCUGCUAUCCGCACUCCAGACGAUGAAUCAACAGGCUCUCGAAAUAAGGAGAGAAACAUGGUGCAACCGCUUCGAUUCCAAGAAAUUUUUCAUUAUAUCCUGUUCAAUGGGUUUAAUUUUCUUCUCUCUCACUUUCAUGUACACAUUCACAAACCCACUACGGAGUGCACCAUUAACGCAACAUCCCAAGAGGGUGAAUGUCAUGUUAAUGUCUUGUCCAAGAUCGGGAUCUUCAUUUCUGGGCGAAAUUUUCAAUCACCACCCUGGUGUGUUCUACCUUUUUGAGCCAUUACAUCCUGUGCAAAAAAUGUUCUCUGGACAUUCCUUAUUCGAGUUUGAUUUCUCCUCUCCAUCUUAUCAAAAUAUAGUGUUCAAAGUUUUUGAGGAUAUUAACAACUGCAAGUUUGCUAGUGACUUGUUUACUCGUUACCUCAACCGGCAAAAUCUACGCCACAGCCUGGCACUAAACUCUAGAUUUUGCUUCAGAAACGGCACGUCUACAGUCUGCCAGAAACUAAAAACACGACAAUUUGAGGACGUCUGUAAAAAUAAUUACAUCAUGUUUGCUGCGAAAAUACUUACACCCAGAAUACUAAAUUCUCGUGGAGAAUGGAACAAGAACCUUUUCGAAAGUUGUUCUUCCAACGGCGCGAGUGAAUGUAAAAUAAUUCAUUUGGUCAGAGAUCCAAGAGCUGUUGUUGAUUCUUUGAAGUCUCUGGCGUUUUUUAGGAGAUCACAAGACCCAAGGCGCGAAUUAUCAUGGUAUGUUGAAAAAGUUUGCCAUCAAAUGGAGUUUGAUGUCAAGAUCGGGAAGUUGAUGAAGGCAUUUUCACCUGAUGGGUACAAGUUAAUCCGGUUUGAAGACCUCGCUCGCAAUCCACUGCGGGUAGUGAAUGAACUUUACAAAUUUACAGGAAUCGAAAUGUUAGAUAUCAUCAAGAAAUGGCUGCACGAGACGACACGAAUUAGUCACGGAAAUGCCUACAGCACCAGUCGUAACUCACAGCAAGUUGUUUCUAAUUGGAGGAGAAAAAUGAGCCCUGCUUCUGUGCAGAUUGUUGAAAAGUAUUGUGCAAGAGUAAUGGGACAACUGAAUUAUAAAUUAACUGGCAUGUCGCCGAAAAAGCAACUGAAUUUUAACAUUUCACUGAUCGAUUAAAGUGGUAUUUACCAUUCGUUCGUUUGUUCGUUUAUUUAUUGAUAUAUUUUGAAACACUUACAAAUCGGGCGGCAUGUAAAGAGAUGGAUGUUAAAAUAAAAGUAAACAGAAAGGAAAAGCUAUUAUUCUGAUAUUAUCUUUAAGCCGUACACACCAUACCCGACACUGUUUCCUUGCAAUCCUUGCCCCGUAACACGUACCACAAACUCUCACAGCCGUUUGGAAUUGCCAAAACUGUUUCCACAAAUGAAAAAGAAAAAAAAAAAAAG